Messenger RNA from Sipha flava (yellow sugarcane aphid), 2333 nucleotides. Its product is annotated as 2',5'-phosphodiesterase 12. Gene Ontology annotation, cellular component: mitochondrion. The record is from RefSeq and is a predicted model, not a curated record. Lineage: Eukaryota; Metazoa; Arthropoda; Insecta; Hemiptera; Aphididae. The coding region runs from base 582 to 2312 and encodes 576 amino acids. Gene Ontology annotation, molecular function: 3'-5'-RNA exonuclease activity. The transcript has 10 exons. Gene Ontology annotation, biological process: nuclear-transcribed mRNA catabolic process, deadenylation-dependent decay.
AACAGUCGAGUACAUACCAUAGACGUAUAAUAGAAUUCUAUUAUACGUCUAUGGUACAUACUGCUCGUUACCAGGGACGUUUCAAUAGUCGGUUAUUGACAACGUUGUUAUCUAUUACUAAUUCAAAAACCAUUUUUCCGUACAAGCUUUUUAAGAAAUUUUCAUUUUUUAUAUUUCACUACGCCGUCGUAGGGCUAGCUGGGUGACAUUAAUGGUUGACGUUGUCAUUUCCGAUGCCAAGAAGUCCUGUGGUCCCGUCUAAAGUCUUCGAAUUUGCGUGUUCUAAUUAUUUGUUCGAACAAUUCGCCAACUUUUCGUCUGUCCGUCGCUGGAAGUCUGUCAACGAUCGCCGCAUGACAGCAAAAUAAGAUUGUGUAGCAUUUUAUAAUUGUUGAGUUUGCAAACACUCAUAGUUGAUCUAGUCGUUUGCAAGAAACUGAGCUAAUUAUAUUAUUAGGCUUACUAACCAGCAGCCUUAUCGGUCAUAGCUAUACAUAUUAUCAUGAAAUACAUACAAUUUCUUUAGCAAUGGUUGUCAUUAUUGAAAUCAAUCUUUGUAUGGUGAUUAAUAUAUUCAAAUUAUGAACCAUAUUUUUAUGAAAUACUUAAUCAAGUUACACGAGUAUAGGUGUAUCAAGAGAAAGAUGUCUUCAUUUAAAAUACAUCUAUGGGAAAAUACUAUGUUCGUUAACUCUGGGCCUAAGUCAGAUGGAACUGGACUACAAUUUAAUAUAUCAUUGAUGUUGUCUAUAAAACCACCGUCCAAGCCAAGAAAAAUAAAUAUGUGUCGAAAACCCCAGGAUACUAUAGAUAUGUUUUUGGAACGAAUAAAAUUAAAAUUAUCUUCAGAUUACGUACUUAAAACUCAGAAUAUUGGAAAAACAGAGAUUGAAUUACAAAAGGAUGGAAUUAGAGUAUGCGAUGAUGCUACCCUGAGUGAUAUAUUUGAAAAUAAUAAUUCAACAACUUGUCUUCUAAUUAGGGACAUGUAUAUAAACGUAGUUUAUAACGCACCAAUAUUAAACAACAUAAAACUUAAUAAGCCUUCAUAUGAAAAAUUAAUGUUAUAUCCAUAUGGAUUUGAUAAUGGGUUUAAUGUGUCAAGUACUCAUAUUAAUUACUUAUGGUAUAGAAUCACGCCAAAAAAACAGGAAAUAGAAGUGGGUUGCCAAAUGGCUUAUACACCUACUGCAGAAGAUAUAGAUUGUUGUUUAAAAUUGGUAUGUAAACCUUAUAAUGAAAAAGGUUCACCUGGACCUACUGCAGAAAUUUUAUCUUCAAAAGUUCUAAAAAAUACCAUUGACAUCUACCCACAUGAAAAUAGACUAAAAGAAAGAGAUUAUAAUCAAAGUAUUCGAGUUAUUUCAUAUAAUAUACUAGCUGGAGGAUAUACAAAAACAAAGGAAGCAGAAUUAGACAUGUAUCCAUAUUGUUCCAAAGAAGUUUUGGCCUCUGGUUAUCGGAAUCCUCUUGUUUUAAAAGAACUAAUAGCAUACAAAGCAGAUAUAAUUUGUUUACAAGAAGUGGAAUCCUCUUUUUUUAAUAGUGAAUUACAGCCUCUAUUAAAACUAUACAUGAAUAUGAAUGGAGUAUUUUUGAGAAAGAAUAAUCAUAGACGUGAAGGCUUAAGUUGCUUUUAUUCUAUUGAUAAAUUUACUUUAUUAAAUCAAUUUGACAUCAAACUAAAUGACUUAACUACUGUGGAAAGUUAUUGUGGAUCUAUUGUAAAUGACAUUAUAGAUGAUGAAUUUUGGAAAAUUGGUCUGAAAAAGACAACUGUUUUUCAAGUUUUAGUUUUAGAAUUAAAGUGUGAUACAAAACAUUUACUUUUAAUAUGUAAUACUCACUUAAUUAGUGAUCCAGAAGGAGAUUCUACAAGACUGAUGCAAUCUUUAAUUGAAUUAACUAUUAUAAAUCAAAUUAAAAAAAAAUUAGACAUAGAUUAUCCAGAACGCAAUAAAUCUAUUAUAUUUUGUGGAGAUUUUAAUAGUACUCCUGAAAGUGGAGUUUAUGAUUUGGCAACCAAUUUAUUAUUACCAGAAAAACAUAGAAAUGAUAACUUAUUGAACAAUUUAAAAAAUGUUCUUGAUUUUAAAUUGGAAAGUGCAUAUGGCAUAGAUGUUGAGUAUAGUAACUAUACACAAAGUUUCUUUGGUCUUCUAGAUUAUAUAUAUUUUACUAAUCAGCAUCUAGAAGUAAUUCAGACAUUACCUAUGCCUCCACAUGAUGUUGUUACCAAACAUGUUGGUCUUCCAAGCUUAUUAUUUCCUUCAGAUCAUUUAGCUUUGAUUGCAGAUUUAAAACUUAAAUAAAAUUUACAAAUAUAGUAUUUA